This is a messenger RNA of Actinia tenebrosa (Australian red waratah sea anemone), 1169 nucleotides long. RefSeq lists its product as uncharacterized. The record is from RefSeq and is a predicted model, not a curated record. Lineage: Eukaryota; Metazoa; Cnidaria; Anthozoa; Actiniaria; Actiniidae.
UUGGUUCUCGCUGUGGUUGUGCCUCCAAAGUUACUGAAAGACAGAGAAAGAAAGAAGAUAAGGACUCAAAAUGGUCUGCAAAAGUUUCAAAUCCAGAGUACAUUAUUUACUGCAAAUUUUUCUCCUUUUCAAAAGUUUCAGCGUCGUUGAAUCUUCCSAAUCUUUCUUCGCCAAAAUGCCUUUCUUCAGACUCGAUGGUGACAUCAUUCAAAGCAUUACAGUACUGGAUAUUUUUCAGUGUUGUUGGAGUUGUGGUGGUGUACCAUCUUGUUUAUCACUGAACAUAGCUGACAGGCCUGACAAAGAUGGUAUGUACGAAUGUCAGCUGCUGACAAAUUGGACGGGGAACGAAUAUUCUGGCCUUAUAAAAGCCUCUCAAGACUAUCAUCACUAUACUCGACUGUCGGAAGUAUGUGUGGCCAACAAGUGUCUAAAUGGAGGAACAUGUGAAGUCCUUGGGUACAAUGACUUCCAGUGCCACUGCCCGAAUGGAUUCAAGGGUAAACUUUGUGAUGAGACAUAUAAAUGGCACAAGAUCAACACAAGUCCUGUUUGCUUUGGAGCAAAAGACUCAGCAUUUGGCCGUUUUCACAUCAAUCAAAGUGGAUCAGUUAAAGAAAUCAAGCUUGUUCAUGUAUCUGGGUUCGUGGCGAAUGGCAACAAGAUAGAACAACGAAGCAAAUGGGGUUCUGCUAUCGAUAAAAACCUUUACACCAUCAUAACCAACAGCAACGACCACAGGAUCCUUCCCCAAGAUGAAUUCAUAACCAAUUAUAACGUACUAUCCUACCUCCUGCCCUACUCCAAUUAUAAUUCUGCAGAGCUCAUUUUUAAGAACUUUACAAGCCCCCUGGUGGUAGCCGCUGRCCAGGAGUAUCGCAUUUGGUUCGGUGAAGACCUGAAUAACUACGGCGAAGWAGACAAUGAAGGGACAACGUGUGCUGAUGUUYAUGUACUUGCAUUGUAUGACUGACGUAGAAAACCAGAUGGAGAAGUGACUUUAAACUGGCGUGAUUUAUUGCAAGAAGCAUGACUUUUCGGCUAUACUUGUGAUAGCUUUCAUCUGAAUAAACUGCAAAACUUAUUCUCUUUUUUUAAUCUCAAUUUAAUCUMAUUUUAUUUGACUCAACUUUAACCAUGAUUUAAAGUGCUACUAUGAUGAAAAUCGC